UGGCUGUGAAAGGGUGGGGUUUGCUCAGACUGUCCUUCCUCUCUGGACUGUAAGAAUAUGUCUCCAGGGCCAGUGUCUUCUGAGAUCGAGUCACACCUUCAAAGUCCUGGCAUCUCAAUGCAUCUGGAAAGCUACCUGCAUUAAGUCAGGACUGAGUUACAUUGGAAAGAAGACUUCUCUUCUGGUUCCAGGAAAUUCUCAGUGAAAAUCUCAAUCAGGACCUAUGAUAUGCUUCUUGGAACUGAAAAGAGAUUUUUGCACACAAGUGAGUUUCAGAAAGAAGAAGCGAUGGCUACAGUGAUACUGGAGAGCAUCUUUCUCAAGCGAUCCCAACAGAAAAAGAAAACAUCACCUUUAAACUUCAAGAAGCGCCUCUUUCUCUUGACUGUGAAUAAACUUUCCUAUUAUGAGUAUGACUUUGAACGUGGGAGAAGAGGCAGUAAGAAGGGUUCAAUAGAUAUUGAGAAGAUCACCUGCGUUGAAACAGUGGUUCCUGAAAAAAAUCCUCCCCCUGAAAGACAGAUUCAGAGAAGGGGUGAAGAAUCCAGUGAAAUGGAGCAGAUUUCAAUCAUUGAAAGGUUCCCUUAUCCCUUCCAGGUUGUAUAUGAUGAAGGGCCUCUUUAUGUCUUCUCCCCAACUGAAGAACUGAGGAAGCGCUGGAUUCAUCAGCUCAAAAAUGUAAUCCGGUACAACAGUGAUCUGGCACAGAAAUACCAUCCUUGCUUCUGGAUCGAUGGGCAGUAUCUCUGCUGCUCUCAGACAGCCAAAAAUGCUAUGGGCUGCCAAAUUUUGGAGAAUAGGAAUGGAAGUUUAAAACCUGGGAGUUCUCACCGAAAGACGAAAAAGCCCCUUCCUCCCACACCUGAAGAGGACCAGAUCUUGAAAAAGCCUCUGCCCCCUGAGCCAACAGCACCACCUGCCUCUACAAGUGAGCUGAAAAAGGUUGUAGCCCUUUAUGAUUACCUGCCAAUGAAUGCAAAUGAUCUACAGCUACGAAAGGGUGAUGAGUAUUUUAUCCUGGAGGAGAGCAACUUACCCUGGUGGAGAGCGCGGGAUAAAAAUGGGCAGGAAGGCUACAUUCCUAGUAACUAUGUCACCGAAGCAGAAGACUCCAUAGAAAUGUAUGAGUGGUAUUCUAAACACAUGACUCGGAGUCAAGCUGAGCAACUGCUAAAGCAAGAGGGGAAAGAAGGAGGUUUCAUUGUCAGAGACUCCAGCAAAGCAGGAAAAUAUACUGUGUCUGUGUUUGCUAAAUCUACAGGGGACUCUCAAGGGGUGAUACGCCAUUAUGUUGUGUGUUCCACACCUCAGAGCCAGUAUUACCUGGCUGAGAAGCACCUUUUCAGCACCAUCCCUGAACUCAUUAACUACCAUCAGCAUAACUCUGCAGGACUCAUAUCUAGGCUCAAAUAUCCAGUGUCUCAACAAAACAAGAAUGCGCCUUCCACUGCAGGCCUGGGCUACGGAUCAUGGGAAAUCGAUCCAAAGGACCUGACCUUCUUAAAGGAGCUGGGGACUGGACAAUUUGGGGUAGUGAAAUAUGGAAAAUGGAGAGGCCAGUAUGACGUGGCCAUCAAGAUGAUCAAAGAAGGCUCCAUGUCCGAGGAUGAGUUCAUUGAAGAAGCCAAAGUCAUGAUGAAUCUUUCCCAUGAGAAGCUGGUACAGUUGUAUGGCGUCUGUACCAAGCAGCGCCCCAUCUUCAUCAUCACUGAGUACAUGGCCAAUGGCUGCCUCCUGAACUACCUGAGGGAAAUGCGCCACCGCCUCCAGACUCAGCAGCUGCUGGAGAUGUGCAAGGAUGUCUGUGAAGCCAUGGAAUACCUGGAGUCAAAGCAAUUUCUUCACCGAGACCUGGCAGCCCGAAACUGUUUGGUAAAUGAUCAAGGAGUUGUUAAAGUAUCUGACUUCGGCCUGUCCAGGUAUGUCCUGGAUGAUGAAUACACAAGCUCAGUAGGCUCCAAAUUUCCAGUCCGGUGGUCUCCACCAGAAGUCCUUAUGUAUAGCAAGUUCAGCAGCAAAUCUGACAUCUGGGCUUUUGGGGUUUUGAUGUGGGAAAUUUACUCUCUGGGGAAGAUGCCAUAUGAAAGAUUUUCUAACAGUGAAACAGCUGAACACAUUGCCCAAGGUCUACGUCUCUAUAGGCCUCAUCUAGCUUCAGAGAGGGUAUAUAGCAUCAUGUACAGCUGCUGGCAUGAGAAAGCAGAGGAACGUCCUACUUUCAAAAUUCUUCUGAGCAACAUCCUAGAUGUCAUGGAUGAAGAAUCCUGAGCUCACCAAUAAGCUUCUUGUUUCUACCCCUCUCCUCCACAAGCCCCAAUUUCAUUUCUGAGGAAUUCCCAAGUUUACAGGCACUGGAUCCUUUGUGCUCUUGCUGAAUACACAAAGGCCCCUCUCUACAUCUAGGAAUGACUCUCUUCUAUGAUUCUCUGGGAUAGUACCUUCUGAGCAAAAGCCAAGGAAUUCUUGUGCCUGGUAUUGUUCUCAGAGAAAAUAAUUUCCAGGAGUAUUAAGACAGGACUGAAUUUGGGAUGGAAAAUUUGGAGGAGGGAGGGAUGUAAAUAGCCUGACAAGGUAUCCAACAGCUCUUUGGGUAGGCAUUAGAGCUUGGGGGGCGGGAGGCAGAAUUUGGCAAGAAUAAAAUGGUGUCAUAAAAAUGGGAGGGCAGGGUGUUUUGAUAAAAUAAAAUUACUGGAAAGCAUGAAGGUUUCUUGCUACCUCGAUUAAUCACACAACCUCCCUGAAGCGCCCUAUCUCAGUGUUGCAGAGAACUGUUGCCUGGCAUUGGUUUGCCAUAUUCCUACUUUGAGAACUUGGCAAGAUUCACGGCAAUUUAACUCCUCUGGCUCUUGGAAAAUUCUGGCUCUAAAUCAGAGAUAAACUCACAAGCAAAGCACCAGUGCAUGCAGCAUGACCGGAAUGAAUCUGAAAGUUGGGGACAAAUUCUGCAGGAGCCUCUUUCAAAACACCAUCAAAGAACUGGGGCUCCAGGAUGGCUAAGAGACGGGCCUAGCAGUCACAGCGGCAGGAAAAGCGCGGGCCAAUUUGGAAGUGGGCAGGGCCAGGGCUUCUCGGGCAGGCCGAACCAGCCACCUGGUGUGAAGUAACUUCCUUUUUCACUUUUGACCGUUUCUCUUUGGAAUAGCAUCUCGACCGCAUCGCAACACCCGGCUACAAGCCCGGAGGCCUCCCAGCUGACGU
This is a messenger RNA of Panthera uncia (snow leopard), 3198 nucleotides long. RefSeq names its product Bruton tyrosine kinase (gene BTK). The transcript is spliced from 20 exons. The record is from RefSeq and is a predicted model, not a curated record. Lineage: Eukaryota; Metazoa; Chordata; Mammalia; Carnivora; Felidae. Gene Ontology annotation, molecular function: non-membrane spanning protein tyrosine kinase activity; protein binding; ATP binding. Bases 229 to 2268 code for a protein of 679 amino acids. Gene Ontology annotation, biological process: B cell receptor signaling pathway; peptidyl-tyrosine autophosphorylation; adaptive immune response.